AUGGACGCCGAGCAAUCCGAUACCGACUCCCAAGCAAAGAGUCGCUAUGAGGCAGGACCACCAACAAAUUCUGUACCAAGUCAGCAGCCAACUGUGCAAACACCUCAGCGUCGUGACAACCACACGCCAUCUUGCCUGACAUGUCAGAGGAGGAAAGUGAAAUGUAAUCGAGUUUACCCUUGCGCAGCAUGUCUCAAGACUGGCCUGCAAUGCGAAUUCAAGGCCGAUGACAAUGCACAGAGUCGCAAAAAACGGAAAAGGACUCCUGAUGGCGAUGGAAGCUCAUAUCCAUCAUCUCCCCAUCGUACGACUGAGCAUGAUAGGCAGGAUCCCAGCAGCGCCCAGCUGCACAUUAAUCGUACGAUUAUGCCAGCAUACGCCGAAUCACAUCAAACCUAUUACCCAAAGCCACAACCUCCGAAUAACAUCAGUCGCCCUGGAGGUGUGUCAGGUCACAGCAUCUACGAGAGUGCCGUCUCGCUUGGGACAGAACUAGCGAGCCACGGCGACCAGAGCAUGUCCUAUGACCCAAAGCCGUCAAAGUCGAACAAAUCCCACUUUUUGUUCAACCCAGCCCAGCAAGAAACGUUCAGCUCAAAGCAGCAUGCCAGAUCUCAGCCACCAGCUCACCACGUGGUACAGCUAUGGCAGACAUAUCUUACGAACGUCGAUCCUAUACUCAAAGUCCUCCAUGCCCCAACGCUACAGCAGACAGUUUUGGGACAGAUCGGCAAGCCGAGUCUACCAGCAGGAUUACAAGCUAUGACUUCAGCCAUCUAUUUCAUCAGCACUGUGAGCUUACAGAAUAACGAAUGUCAAGCAUCACUGCAGGUAUCGAAAGCAGAAUUGCUAACGACGUAUCGGUCUGCAACAGAAGACGCACUCUCGGCCGCCGCCUUUGUGACUACGACAGACGUUCAGGUACUCCAAGCUUUGGUGCUGUACCUUACAGCUUUGGAGAGUCUGGGGGAGACGGCGACAGUGUGGUCCAUGAGCGGGCUAGCUUUCCGUCAAGCUGAUACGCUGAGUCUGGUCUCAGAAAACAACGCUACCAAGCUUUCACCAUUCGAAACCGAGAUGCGGCGCCGGCUGUGGUGGGCUCUUGUUUUGCUAGAUCACCGCACUGCCGAAUCGAUGGGCAAGACUAGUGAUGUUCUCAAGCACAGACAGAGUGUGAAGCUGCCAACGAAUCUGACUGACACCCAGCUAUUCUCGUCGAUGCUCCGGCUUCCUGAAAGCAGACCGACGGCCACUGAAAUGUCCUAUGUACUGCUGCAAGCCACGAUCGCGUCUCAUCUGGAUCACAUCGGAAACGAGCGAUCAACCCUUGGAUCGCCUUCGCAGGGCAGGGCCACCCCACUGCGAGAUCUAGAAUACAGCCUCGAAGAAGAGAUCCUACGAUUCUGCGACACUACAGUCCCGUUGCAAGCCUACACGAUCAACGCGGCGUACGCAGCACUCGCUAAGUUGCGGCUUGAUCAAGUAAAGAACAAUCUCCAGGAUGAAGAAUUCUCGGCUAGCGCCUUUGCGCACAGCUUAAAGGUGGUGGAACUCUACCUUGAUCUGACGAACGAGCCUCAACUUCAACGCUGGAAAUGGCAGUGGGGCUCCCGUUUGCCAUGGUCUGCGUUCCGAGAAUUAGUCUACCAUUUCCGUAUCCACCCGGAGUCUGACAGUAGGCCAGCGGAGGUUUGCACAGCUGAGAGACAUAUCUGCGAGAUGGUGGAGAAAGUCCUCCCAACAUUCCAUCUCGAGCCUCGCAAAGCCAUGGCACUAGAGCUCAUGCGAGGAAUGCUAGCAGUGGCGCAUGAACAAUCCCAAUCCGUAGCGGCGAGCACCACGGAUCCUGCUCUCCUGACCGGCGAACAGGCGAAGACUGCUUCGCUGGCUGUUACGGAGUCGCCGGGAUCAGAUCCCGCUGCGAGAACGGCGAGGAAAUUGAUGACGCAGACGGCACAUCCUCAUGGCUCGAGGCCUUUUGCUGCAUUGCUCCCUGGUAUGGACGUCUCCGCACGGGCGGCAGGGCAGCAGGAAGCCAAUGGUACCGACCAAUUCCAAGAAUCGGCCACGAGGACUCGAGGCGCGAAAGAUGCACAGGCUCAUGCUCAUAAGGUGGAUUGGAUAGAGUUCGACAGGCUGGCUGGUGAGUUGUGUAAAUGA
This is a messenger RNA of Recurvomyces mirabilis, 2160 nucleotides long. RefSeq lists its product as uncharacterized. NCBI's taxonomy places the organism in Eukaryota, Fungi, Ascomycota, Dothideomycetes, Mycosphaerellales, Teratosphaeriaceae. Gene Ontology annotation, molecular function: DNA-binding transcription factor activity, RNA polymerase II-specific; DNA binding; zinc ion binding. Gene Ontology annotation, biological process: DNA-templated transcription; regulation of DNA-templated transcription. The transcript has 2 exons. The record is from RefSeq and is a predicted model, not a curated record. The coding region runs from base 1 to 2160 and encodes 719 amino acids.